Aspergillus homomorphus CBS 101889 is the source of this 798-nucleotide messenger RNA. RefSeq lists its product as uncharacterized. The transcript has 2 exons. Lineage: Eukaryota; Fungi; Ascomycota; Eurotiomycetes; Eurotiales; Aspergillaceae. The record is from RefSeq and is a predicted model, not a curated record. The coding region runs from base 194 to 496 and encodes 100 amino acids.
CAUUGAGUGAGAAAAGCCUACUCAAGCCCGCCAGGUUAUAACCCACGGACUCCGCCUGUCUUUUCUUUUUUGACCAUCAUCAUCAUCAUACAAGGACUUUGAACCACAACUCACGAGUUGUAUUUCUUUCGACGAAGACCCUAUCUCCUUCACUUGUUGCUCUCGCAAAACUACACCACAGGGUCGUGAUAAGAUGCAGCGCGAAUAUCCUCCUCGUCUCUUCGCGAACGAACCACUCUGCUGCGGAUUUCCAAUGAGCCGCCACCAGACGUACGGUAACAAAAAUGGUAACGUGAACCGGCCCUACUACAAGUGCAAGGAUUGCAGCGAUAUGGUGUUUGACGAUUGGGAGGGUAUUCGUGGCGGAAACCCUGAUUGUGCCUGCAAUCCCCCAAGAAUUUCCCGCGGACAGAUAGAGAGGGGCAGUGAUUACACCUUCCGCUGCGCGAGGGGCAGAUGUGAUUUUAAGAUGAAUAUUGAGGAUUGGCAGGAGUGAUGAUUCUGUGAUGCUGGGAGUGAUGCCGAUCAUGGACUUAUAGUGAGAAGGGACAAUAGUAUAAGAACGCGUUAAAAAUUAGUCGACGACUACCAUUUCGUGGGAAGUGUAAGAACUGGAUUUUGGUUCUAGGAUUGUUGAAACUGAAAUACUUGCACUUGUCGCCUGUAUCAUAUUUUCGAGUAAGGUCCCGCUGAGAAUGUCGAGUGGCGGAAACCACAACCGAUGUGUUAUCUGUUCAAUAGUUCUGGACAGGUAUAUAUGCAACAAUAACUCUUCCAACUUGGGCUGUCAAAAAAAAA